AUGGGACAGGGCCAGUCAGAGCCGGAAGUGGAGGCCGCCGCCUCCGAGCCCGCCUCCGAGCUGCCGAUGCUGCUGUCAGAUGUCACAAAAGCUGAUGUAGCGCGGCGGCAAGGUCUGACCUACAAGGCAAAGGAGCCUGACAGCUUCGCGGACUUCUCCAUUGUGGACGACACUCCGUCCGACAAGGCGGGCCCGUCUUCACAGGCCCAAGUGCGAGAGCCCAGCGUCGAAAAGAAGGACAGUUUGGAGUCGCGAGGGCGACAGCCAACCGACGCGGAGAAGAAGGUCCUGCGUCAGUUCCGAGAGCACUGGUCGGAGCAGCAGGGCGAGAUUCACCGGGUGGCCAGGCAUCAGGAGCUGAAGGAGUUGUUAGAGCACACGCACGAGCAGAUGCGGACGGGCGGCUUGAAGAUUGACAAAGACUUCCCCUCCAACCGCUACGGCGUGGACACUCGGCUCCCGCACUUUGACAAAGACAAGCAUGUGCCAGUGCUGGCACUGAUCAACCCCUUUGCAGGCGCCAUGGCUGGCUCAGACAUCCUGGCCAUCGCAAGGUGUACACCCUACUAUCAGGACCGGUUCUUCAACAUCAUCGAUGUGGUGAAGGACCAGCGGCGCGGGGGUCUGCUGGACCUGCUGAGGUUAGAGCUCUGCGCUGCGGCGAGGGAGGCCAAGGCGAUGGGCGCACGGCCGCGGAUCAUCUCAGGCGGUGGUGACGGCACGGCCUCCUUCACCCUCUUUAUUCUUUUUGCGGCCCUCCGCGCGGACAACACCCGCGCGGAUGAGGGCCUCAAGGACACCGGCAACGGCUUCAUCUGGACGGAUGAGGAGAUGGCGGAGUCCUUUCCUGCGUUGGCACAGAUGCCCUUAGGUUCUGCCAAUGACUGCGGCCGCACUCUCGGCUGGGGCAGGAAGUACCCUGGCGAUGCGGAGUCCCGCUUCAAGGUAAACUGGAGGAAGCACGCCAGGGACGCUCUCCUGGAGUGGAUCGAGGCCGCCAUCAGCAAAGAGUCGAUGGUGACCAACUUUGACAUUUUUGGCAUCGUGCCAAAGGAGGGCGAGGAGACCUGCAACUUCAAGCUAGCGGAGCUAGGAGGCCAUCGGGGCAUGGACCCCAAAGUCCACCUGGAGGGCGAGAAGCAUCUGGCGAUGAAGGAGGCCGGGCUACCGGUGCCGCUCUUCAUUUGCCUGUACUUCUCGGCUGGCUUCGGCGCCUACAUGACGGCUAGGUUCCAGAUGAACCGCAGGAAGAGCCCCAUCCGGAACAAGGUGGAGUACUUCAGGCAGGCUGCCGGCAUCCUGCUGGAGUCCGUGCCCCCCCAGCUGAACGUGGGCCUUGACAAGGUCCAGAUCUUCUGCGGGAACGAGCGGUACUUCCCCCCACGCAGCGAGGACGGCAGCGGCGGCGAGCGGUACCGCGAAGUCGGUUUCCUGAACAUCAACUGGCAAGCAGGCAUGUUCCAUGGCGCUGAGCGGGCUCCGCUGAUGGGACGCAUGUGCUCGUCACGAGAACCGGCGAGGUUCAAUGAUGGCAUGAUGGACAUGUACCGCGGCAAGUUCAAAAGUGUCUUGAAGAACCCUGGCCUGGUGUACCAGACGGACAAGCGGGAGGAGGGUCUGACAUUAACCUACUCCGGCGAGAAGGGGACGGGCGUCUUUUUUCAGUGGGAUGGAGAGUCUAGAUUUGCGUUCAGCCCAACGGGCGAGGAGUUCCAAAUCCACGUACGGCAGAUGAUGAACAUCCCGGUGGUGCUGGGCCCUAACUACGACCGUCAAGUUGCAGGGGAUCCGGACAACGGCCAGCCGGUGAAAUUCAGCUUUACUGGCAAGUCCGAGGAGGAGCGGCGCCGCUAUGCCAACCGCAUCUUGACGGGCGUCCAGGGUUUGCUGAACAAAGAGCUGCUGGCCAGCAAGGAGGAGAUGCGUGCUGUCGGACUUCAAGAAGAGGACGACUUUUUGUAG
This is a messenger RNA of Effrenium voratum, 1962 nucleotides long. The record is from the annotation of a GenBank genome assembly. Lineage: Eukaryota; Dinophyceae; Suessiales; Symbiodiniaceae.